Messenger RNA from Saprolegnia parasitica CBS 223.65, 2967 nucleotides. RefSeq lists its product as hypothetical. Bases 1 to 2967 code for a protein of 988 amino acids. Lineage: Eukaryota; Oomycota; Saprolegniomycetes; Saprolegniales; Saprolegniaceae. Gene Ontology annotation, biological process: microtubule-based movement. Gene Ontology annotation, molecular function: plus-end-directed microtubule motor activity; microtubule binding; ATP binding. The transcript is spliced from 6 exons. The record is from RefSeq and is a predicted model, not a curated record.
AUGAGCACUUCGCCGCUGCCGUUCACGACCAAGUCCCACGUCGAGCUGCAUGACAAGAGCGGCGCGUGCCUCCACAAGUCGCCAAAGCGCAAGUACGUGCAUACGAGCCACUGCGUGGACCUGCACCACCUGCAUGCGCUCCUCCGAUCGCUGCACGCGCCCGAGCUCGCCGAAAUCGGCGUCAUCGCACCCCCGGACGAGAGUGUGUGCACGUACCUUUUUCUCGACGACGAAGGCGACUGGGUCCAACUGACCAUGAACGACUUUACCCACGCAACGUCCAGUCCACUGCGCCUCAAACUCGUCUUGCGGCCCAAGCUGGACCGAGUGACGCCGCGGCAGGACGACGCUCCGGUACCACGACGCGUCAAGCGGCGCCAGUCUCUUCCACUUCCAGCGGCGAGUAUACCGGAGAUGAACGCGAUUCUGACAUCGCUGCCGCUCCCCAUUGAUGCGAUUCUGGUGCCCAACCGAGCGUUGACGAGCUUGGCGUUUGCAGACAUUUCGAGAACGCUCUACUGGCUCGAUGAGCUGCACGGCACCCUUGGCAGUGUCGAUGUGACCUCCGGCGCCGUGCGCGUGCUGCAGUCAAGCUUACGUCGGCCGCGUCAGCUGCACCUCGGGACGACGCACGGUGCUUUGCGCCUCUACUUUCUGCAAGGCGAUGGCGAUUUAUGUGUUUGCGAUGCCACCGGCGUCGUGUGCCUUGUCCAGUGUACGGUUCCACACGGCGGCUUUUGCUUGACGCCGAAUCUCGAGUCGCUGCUCUUCCUCGAGCCAGCGCUGGACGACGCCACCUACCACGUCGUAUCGUAUACGCACUAUGCGACACGCACCGCCGACGACAACAUUGAUGAGAGUGACGCGCGGUGCGUCCUCUUCAACGUCGACGCGCCAACGUUGACCGCAACGCCGUCCGCGCUGUGCAUGACGGCCACCGGCACGCUAUGCCUAGCCUGGGCAACGACGCAAUUUGUGACGGUCUGUCGUCCGAGCGACGAAACAAGUACGUCGGCCGAGCCGUGGGACUUUGCAAGCGUGAGCCAGCACCACGUCCGUCUCAUCGCCCCGUGCACUGCCAUCGCAUACCACGCUCCCUCGGAAACCUUUCUUCUGGGAUUGGCCGAGUCCGAGUCCGGUGGCCUCGCUCGGCUGAUUCUGCCACCAGACCACGCUCCGCCGACGCUGCAUGUGGAGCUCGAGCGCGCGUUGCCCGUAUUGGCGCUGACGCUUUCGGGCCGCGGCGAGGUUUUCUACUGUGUACGGCGCCAGGGGCACCAGCACGAUACGCUGACGUGGCACUUGUUGUCGGCGUGUAUCCGCGACGACGAGACAACGGUGCCCCCUUCCACGACACCACCGACACCACCAACGCCCGAGAGCACACCCAAGCGCGUGCACAUCAAGGUCGUCGUGCGCUGUCGGCCGCUGCUCGUGCAUGAAGAGGCCGCCGGGCAGCGGUCGGUCGUCGCCUGCGACGGCAACCGUGUCUACGUCGAGCCAAUUCAUGCGUACCAAAAGCCCCGCGCGUUCAACUUUGACAAGGUGUUUGGUCCGUCGACGACCCAAGAGGAUCUGUUUGCGACUUCGAUUCGGCCCAUUGUGCAGCAUGCGAUGAACGGCUACACGUGCACCGUGUUUGCGUACGGGCAAACCGGCUCGGGCAAGACGCACUCGAUGCAGGGCCGUCGCGGCGCGGACGCAGGUCUCAUGUACCGUGCCAUCGACACGGUCUUUGCGUCGCCUUGUAUCCGAAGCGUGCGCCUCUCGUAUGUGGAGAUCUACAACGAAGAGAUUCUCGACCUCCUUGCAGCGAGUCUCCGGCGGCAAAGCGACGGACCGCAUAGUGCGAGUCGGCCAAGCAAGCUGCACAUUGUCAAGCACGCGCUGCAUGGUGUGCGGGUGCAUGGGCUCCAAGAGGUGUCGGUGACAUCCGCUGCGGACGCCUACGAGCUGCUCGAGCUCGCGAUUCAUCGGUCGCAUGCGAUCUUCACCUUGUACACCGACACGACCCGUGCGUACUUUGCCGUCUUCUGUUCAAUCCGGAUCCAUAUACUGCGUCUAGUCGUCGAGGACGGCCAGUCGAUCCAAGCCAGCGGGCAGCUCCGUCUCGUGGAUCUCAGUGGCUCGGAAAACUACGAGCGGGCGGGGUGUCUCAAAGAUCGACAAGUGGAAGCCGCCAACAUUGGCCAGGGCCUCCUCGCCCUCGGCCGCGUCAUCAAGGCGCUCGUCGAGGGCUGGAAGCACGUGCCGUACCGAGAAAGCAAGCUCACGCGGCUCUUGGAAGAUAGCAUUGGCGGGUCGGCGGUAACGACGCUGCUGCUAGCCGUCGCACCGGGCAGCGCCGCCGUCGACGAGACGUUGAGUACGCUCUCGUAUGCGCAGAUGGCGCAGCGAGUCGUCAACCAGCCGACGCGCGUCCACGCCCUGCUGCAGCCGCCGCGGACCCACCAACCGAUCGAGCCCAUGGUUGUCGUUGCGACGCCGUGGGUCGGCCACGUGCCGAUCAAGACGUCGCCGCCGCGGCUGACGAAACCGGCGGACGACCGGGUGCUGCAUGCGACGACCGAAGAGUGGAGUGCCAACCUCUUGGUGCACAAGGCGCGUGCCAACCCAAUGCUGAGUCGACGCACGAUCGGGACACUCCAAAAAAUCUUCGACACGUACGACGCCAAGGCCAAUGGUGUCUUGUCCCGAUUCGAAGUUCGGCGUGUGUACAAGGAGCUCUUGGGUCGACCGAAAGAGAGCGCGCCCAAGACGCUGGCCUUUCCCGAGUUUGUCGCCAUCUUCCAGACCUUGCUGCACACCGAGCCGCAGAUCGCUCAGGAUAUCAUCACCGCGCACGGCUACACACUCAACCUCGAGGUGGCGCCGCUGCCGGCCGGCGUGCGGUGUCUGCGACAGCUGCAGCAGCUCCGACCCGCGUCGGCCCCCGCGUCCCGUGGGUUGCAUCGCAAGACAACGUGA